This is a messenger RNA of Leishmania braziliensis MHOM/BR/75/M2904, 345 nucleotides long. RefSeq lists its product as hypothetical. Gene Ontology annotation, molecular function: RNA binding. The record is from RefSeq and is a predicted model, not a curated record. Lineage: Eukaryota; Euglenozoa; Kinetoplastea; Trypanosomatida; Trypanosomatidae. The transcript has a single exon. Bases 1 to 345 code for a protein of 114 amino acids.
AUGGAAGAGCCGAAGCAGACACUCUACAUUCGGGGACUGCCUGACAAGUCGUCUGCCAAUGAAGUGCGACGUGCCCUAUAUCUUUACUGCACUCAGUUUGGUCCAGUGAAGGCGGUGCUUUACAGCAAGUCGAAAGAGUUUUACGGUCAGGCAUUUGUAGUGUUCACGGACGUUGGCACGGCCACGACAGCUCGCCGCUCGCUGCACGAUCGCAUGUUCUACGGCCGCCAAAUUCAGGCUUUCUAUGCGCACAAGCAGGCAUUCUGUGUUGCUCCUGGCGAGCGACGCCGCCGCGAUCUGGCGCGCGAGAAGAAGCGCUUGCGUACGUUGCAGCAGAAAGAGUAA